CGUCAUCGCCCUGCGCGGAAGUAGGACAAGCCAAACGAGCCAUGGCGGGUGAAGGAGCAGAAGACUCUUCUAAGCUAACAACAGCGGCAGAGAAGCAGCUUCUUCGCCGCAGACAAGAGUUAGAUUACUGGAAGAAACACGCGGGGCGGAUCCGCAGCAGGAAUCUCCUGACUGGUCUGUGUAUUAGUGCGUUUGUCGUGGGAAUGUUUAGCUACACCAUCUUGUCCGUCAAACAGGAGAGAAUCCUGGAUGAAAUAGAUGAAGAAGCCAGGAUCCACGUCAUCAGAGGACCACGGACUGGCGCCAACUCUUAAAGACACGGAACAGCCCCGUGUGAAACAAGGAUAUUAUCUUUUUCUUUUUUUUAAUCUUUAAUCAGCCACACUCGCAGCCAUUGGAUCAAGUUUUCAGUGAAAUCUUGAACAAUGUGAGAAUAAAGCAUAACAAACUCUACCCAAAA
Nerophis lumbriciformis (worm pipefish) is the source of this 460-nucleotide messenger RNA. RefSeq names its product cytochrome C oxidase assembly factor 3b (gene coa3b). Gene Ontology annotation, biological process: mitochondrial respiratory chain complex IV assembly. The record is from RefSeq and is a predicted model, not a curated record. Lineage: Eukaryota; Metazoa; Chordata; Actinopteri; Syngnathiformes; Syngnathidae. Gene Ontology annotation, cellular component: mitochondrial inner membrane.